Messenger RNA from Pteronotus mesoamericanus, 3216 nucleotides. RefSeq names its product guanylate cyclase D-like. Gene Ontology annotation, molecular function: ATP binding; guanylate cyclase activity; protein kinase activity. The record is from RefSeq and is a predicted model, not a curated record. Gene Ontology annotation, biological process: receptor guanylyl cyclase signaling pathway; cGMP biosynthetic process; intracellular signal transduction. Gene Ontology annotation, cellular component: plasma membrane. Lineage: Eukaryota; Metazoa; Chordata; Mammalia; Chiroptera; Mormoopidae.
AUGGCCCCUUCCUUGCCGUUUCUCUCUGUGGUUCUUUGGAGUGCCCUCUUGUUGGCAGGCUCCCUCCCCAAUCUGGCCUGUGGGGUGGGCACCUUCACCCUGGGGGUGCUGGGUCCCUGGGACCGCAACCCCAUCUUUGCGCAGGCUCUCCCCAGUGCGGCUGCCCAGCUGGCUGUGGACCGAGCUAACCAGGACUCCUCACUGGCGCGGGGCUCGCAGCUGGAUUGUGUGGUCCUUCCCAUGGGCUAUGACACCCCUCAUGCCCUGGCCACAUUUCUGGCCCACAGGAACGCUGUAGCGGGUCUUGUUGACCCUGGUUACUGCCCAGUGGCAGCCUUGCUGGCCCAAGGCUGGGGCAAGACCCUCUUCUCCUGGGCAUGCGAAGCUCCAGAGGGAGGAGGCGAGCUGGUGCCCACUUUGCCUUCGGCUGCGCAGGUGCUGCUGUCCAUCAUGAGAUACUUCGGCUGGGCUCGUGUGGCCAUUGUGUCCUUCCACCAAGGCACCUGGGUGGCCAUAGCCCGGCAGGUGGCCACGGCUCUCAGGACACAUGUGCCUGUGGUGCCGGUGACCUCUCUGGGACCCAGAGGGUAGGAGGCCACAGAGGUACUGAAGCAGCUCCGCAGCGUGGAUGGCCUGAAAAUCGUGGUGCUGUGCAUGAACUCGGCACUCCCGGGUGGCUCCGAGCAGGUGACCCUGCUGAGACAAGCCUGGGCCCAGGGCCUGGCAGAUGGGAGGCUGGUCCUCCUGCCCUAUGACACCAUGCUUUUCGCUUUGCCCUACCGAAACCGCUCCUACCCAGCCCUUGGCCAGAGCGGGCUGCUUCAAGGGGUCUAUGAUGCAGUGCUCAGUGUCACCCUGGAGUCUGGCUCCCUGGAUGAGGCCUUCAAAGCUUCUGGGGCCAGUGGAGAGGUGGCUGUCCUGGAGCCGGAGCAGGUGUCCCCGCUCUUUGGAACCAUCUACGAUGCUGUUAUCCUGCUGGCCCAUGCCUUGAACCGCGCGGCGAGACAAGGGACAGGGUUCUCUGGGGCCCACUUAGGGGACCACACAGGAGCUCUGGAUGUGGCUGGCUUUAGCCAGAGGAUCCGGACAGAUGAGAAGGGCUGGAGGCUGGCUCAGUAUGUCAUUUCGGACACAGGUGGUCGGGGAAGCCAGCUGGUCCCCACCCACAUUCUGGACACAGGCACGUGGCAAGUGCAGCCCUUGGACAUUGCCAUACACUUCCCGGAAGGGGCCCUUCCGGCACGUGACUCCAGCUGCUGGUUUGACCCCGAUACAUUAUGCAUGAGAGGUACGCAGCCCCCGGGCGACCUGCUUGCUCUGGUCCUGGCCUGUGUUCUGCUCGCUGGUGGGGCCCUCACUCGCCUCAUCAGAUGGGGCAGCCAGCAACUGCAGCUGGUGCGGGGCCCCUGCCGGAUCCUGCUGACAGCCCAGGAGCUCACCUUCAUCCAGCGGCCCCUGAGCAGACAGAGGCUGCAAGUGGAUAGUACGAGUGAAUCAAGAAGUAUGACAGAUGGUGGGAGCCUGAGGUCUGUGGCCCAGGGAUCAGCGAGGAGCCUGCCAGCCCCCCAGGAGCCUACCAACGUGGCCCUGUACCAGGGAGAGUGGGUGUGGUUGAAGACAUUUGAAGCUGACGGCCCGGAGCUGCGGCCAAGCUGCCUCAGCCUCCUGAGAAAGAUGCAGGAGCUGAGGCAUGAAAACGUUGCCGCCUGCCUGGGUUUCCUCGUGGCUCCUGGGACCCGUGCUCUGGUGCUGGAGCACUGCGCGCGGGGCAGCCUGGAGGACCUGCUGCAGAAUGAGGCUUUGCAGCUGGAUUGGACCUUCAAGGCCUCCCUGCUGCUGGAUUUGAUUUGUGGGGUGCGGUAUCUGCACCAUCGACAUUUCCCUCAUGGCCGUCUCAAGUCCCGAAACUGUGUGGUAGAUGUCCGCUUUGUGCUAAAGGUCACUGACCACGGCUAUGCGGAGCUCCUGGAUGCUCAGCGGACUCCCUGCCUAUGUCCAGCGCUGGAAGAGCUGCUGUGGAUGGCUCCAGAGCUGUUAUGGGGACUUGGGGGGCCCAGGCGGGGCACCCUCAAAGGAGACGUCUUCAGGGUUGGUAUCAUCCUGCAGGAGGUCCUGACUCGAGGCCCGCCCUACGGCUCUUCAGGGCUCUCAGCAGAAGAAAUCAUCAAAAAGGUGGCAUCGCCCCCUCCCCUGGGCCGGCCACUCGUGUCCCCUGACCAUGGGCCACCUGAGUGCAUCCAGCUGAUGGAGCCGUGUUGGGAGGAGGCUCUGGAGGACAGACCCGGCCUGGACCAGAUCUACACCCAGUUCAAAAGCAUCAACCAAGGCAAGAAGACCAGUGUUGCCGACUCCAUGCUGCACAUGUUGGAGAAGUACUCGCAGGACCUGGAGGACCUGAUCCAGGAGCGGACUGAGGAACUGCAGCUGGAGAGGCAGAAGACGGAAAGGCUGCUCUCCCAGAUGCUCUCUCCGUCUGUGGCUGAAGCUUUGAAAACUGAAACAACUGUGGAACCGGAGUACUUUGACCAAGUUACCAUAUACUUCAGUGACAUUGUGGGUGUCACCACCAUCUCAGCCCUGAGUGAGCCCAUUGACGUGCUGAGCUUGCUCAAGGAUCUCUACACGCUGUUCGAUGCUGUUCUGGGCAGCCACAAUGUAUACAAGGUGGAGACCACUGGGGAUGCCUACAUGGUGGCAUCGGGGCUGCCCUGGCGCAACCGGAGCCGGCAUGCGGCUGAGAUUGCCAACAUGGCCCUGGACAUCCUCAGCUCUGUGGGCAGCUUCCGGAUGAGGCGCGCUCCCAACGUGCCCAUUUGCAUCAGGGCUGGGCUGCACUCAGGGCCCUGUGUGGCCGGGGUCGUGGGUCUCACCAUGCCUCGGUACUGCCUCUUUGGAGACACUGCUAACACCGCAUCUCGGAUGGAGUCCACAGGGCUACCAUACAGAAUCCACGUCAGCAGAAGCACUGUCCAGACGCUGCUCCGCCUGAAUGAAGGCUACAGAAUUGACAUCAGAGGCCAGACUGAGCUAAAGGGGAAGGGUGUGGAGGAAACCUACUGGCUGAUGGGGAAGGCAGGUUUCCCCAGACCCCUCCCCACACCUCUGGACAUCAAACUUGGGGAUUCCUGGAAGGACCUCAUACACCAAGAAAUCAGGGAGGCUUUUGCCAAAGUCUGCCAGAGCUCGGCUGGACCUUUGAGCUCAGAGAAGGCCUAG